This is a messenger RNA of Jaculus jaculus (lesser Egyptian jerboa), 3254 nucleotides long. RefSeq names its product calumenin (gene Calu). Bases 115 to 1062 code for a protein of 315 amino acids. Gene Ontology annotation, molecular function: calcium ion binding. The transcript is spliced from 7 exons. The record is from RefSeq and is a predicted model, not a curated record. Gene Ontology annotation, cellular component: endoplasmic reticulum. Lineage: Eukaryota; Metazoa; Chordata; Mammalia; Rodentia; Dipodidae.
UCCGGCGGGGCGGUGCUUGCGCGCGUGAGCCGAGCCGUGGGUGAGCAGCGGCCACUGUGUCCCCCCCUCUCCACUACCUGCCUUGCGAGAGCUACCGCGGAAGGUCAGAUUAUCAUGGACCUGCGGCAGUUUCUUAUGUGCCUGUCCCUGUGCACAGCCUUUGCCUUGAGCAAGCCCACAGAGAAAAAGGAUCGUGUCCACCAUGAGCCUCAGCUCAGCGACAAGGUUCACGAUGAUGCUCAGAGUUUUGAUUAUGACCAUGAUGCCUUCUUGGGUGCUGAAGAAGCAAAGAGCUUUGAUCAGCUGACACCGGAAGAAAGCAAGGAAAGGCUUGGAAAGAUUGUAAGUAAAAUAGAUGGCGACAAGGACGGGUUUGUCACUGUGGAUGAACUCAAAGACUGGAUUAAGUUUGCACAAAAGCGCUGGAUUUACGAGGAUGUAGAGCGACAGUGGAAGGGGCAUGACCUCAAUGAGGACGGCCUCGUUUCCUGGGAGGAGUAUAAAAAUGCCACCUACGGCUACGUUUUAGAUGAUCCAGACCCUGAUGAUGGAUUUAAUUACAAACAGAUGAUGGUUAGAGAUGAGCGGAGGUUUAAGAUGGCAGACAAGGAUGGAGACCUCAUCGCCACAAAGGAGGAGUUUACAGCUUUCCUGCACCCUGAGGAAUAUGACUACAUGAAAGACAUAGUAGUGCAGGAAACAAUGGAGGAUAUAGAUAAGAAUUCUGAUGGCUUCAUUGAUCUAGAAGAGUAUAUUGGAGACAUGUACAGCCAUGAUGGAAAUGCUGAUGAGCCAGAGUGGGUGAAAACGGAGCGAGAACAGUUUGUGGAGUUUCGCGAUAAGAACCGGGAUGGGAAGAUGGACAAGGAAGAAACCAAGGACUGGAUCCUCCCUUCAGACUACGACCACGCAGAGGCGGAAGCCAGACACCUCGUCUAUGAGUCAGACCAGAACAAGGAUGGCAAGCUUACCAAGGAAGAGAUCGUUGACAAGUAUGAUUUAUUUGUGGGCAGCCAAGCCACAGAUUUUGGGGAAGCUUUAGUACGACAUGAUGAGUUCUGAGCCGCAGACAGAGGAACCCACAUUUCUUCAAAAGUAAUUUAUUUUUACAGCUUCUGGUUUCACAUGAAAUUGUUUGCGCUACUGAGACUGUUAUUACAAACUUUUAAGACGUGAAAAGGCAUAAUGAAAUAAUGGAAACCAUCCUGUCCCGUCUUCCUCCUCUCCAAGGGACUAGAGGGAAACCUCUGAGGAUCAACUGUACUUAGUACACUUGUGUUCGUAGGUCUACACUUUGUAUAAUGUACCAUGGUGUGUUUAUUUUUGCAUUGUUCUUUAGUUGGGAGUAUGAUAUGAAGGAUCAAGAUCCUCAACCCACAUUUGUAGGCAAACAUUAGCCCUUUACUCUUCUCAACCCCUUAUCACGUAUUUUUUUAUAAUUCUCACUUAACUAAUUUUUUUUAAAGCCUGAGAUCAAUAAGAAAUGUUCAGAAGAGAAAGAAAGGAAAUAUAUUUCCUCCAUUGUUUAUAUUUACAAAUAAUGCAUAAUCUUGCCUAUCAAAAAGUGACAUUUCACCCAUAGGAGGAGCCACACGUCCCAUUCAGUUGCUGCAGGCCCAGCGCCUGGGCCAGCCAUUCUCUGGGCAAGGACAGAUCCCUGUGCUGCAAGACAGCUUCGCUCAGCCUGACGCUGUUCUUUUUCUCCCUGUAGGACUAGCUGUCUGCUAAUUUUGUCAAGCACAGCUGUGGUAGGAAGAAGUAGGGCCAGUGUCUUGAAAAUCAGUCCAGUAGUGAGUAUGAUCUUCUUACAGAGCUAUUUCUGGCUCUUCAUAGAGCUGUUUCCAACCAGAAACAGCUGGAAAAUGGAAGGAAAAAUACAAGUGUGUGCAGAGCAUACAUUUUUUUCUCAGUGUGUGCCUGCAGAAAUCAUUGUAAGAGCCCCAUCCAGCUCAUCUUCCCCAGGAAUCAAUCAUGAUUUUAGUGCAGUUGAAAUAUACUCCUUUCCAAUCAUGUCAGUGAAAGUGCCUUUAACAGGAGAGAUGUCCACUGAAUGGAGUUUGCACAGUUGAGACCACCUACUUGAAAGCAUAGAGCUUCCUGAUGCAGUGGGGACUUAAUUUCCUCCCUUUUCUCUUGUGGACAGGAGUUAUAUAGCAGUAUUAGUUACAAGCUUGGUUGCAGUGUUCUUACCUUGUGGGCUGGUUUCCAAAAACCACAUGCUGCUUACUUGUCCAGGGAUCCUCAUACCUCAGAAUGCAAACCACUCUCCACCAGGCCUCUCUGUUCUCCAGAGAGCUUGAGCUCAAACUCAAGGAUGGAAGGACCUACAGAGGGGGCUCUUUGGUUUGAGGACAACUGCUCAUUCUUCUGCCUUUGCCCUGUCACCCCCCCCCCACCUUCCUCUCUCUCUGCCGCAAAUAAAAGGUCAUGCAUCAGCAGGUUGCCAACCCUUAUCAAGUCUACCAUCUGUUCUCAUAUUUUAUAUAACAUGAAUUCUGUCCAUUUUGGUCCCUAUCUUACUAAUGGACCACUUUUCAAAAGAAUUGUAUUCAAGUUUAACCCUCAGGUUACUAAGAUAAGUAUAUGUAUGUGUAGCCUUUUAUUAUUUCCUGUCUCUCUGGAUAAAGCUUUCAGGUGGUGCUGGGUGAUGGUUAUCAGAACCUAGGUAUACCCUUUGGUCUUCCACGAUCCUGUUGAGGCCAGCUACUUGGUGUGGUAAAGAGCCAGGUGGCUUGUCACUUCACCCAGCCUUUGCAUCAAGCUCUUGAUAGCAGAUACACUAAAUUUACUCCCCCCCCCCCGCAGGGUAAUGGACAUUUCUCUGUCCUUCACAUCCCCUGUUUUUAUUUUUAAGACCAGAGAUAAUGCCGCCAACCCUCGCUUAGAAUAGGUGCAUCUUGUACUGUGUGGCAAGAGAGCCUUACAGCUCUCCCGGUGCCCUGAGCCAGGCCUGAUGCGGCAGUCACUCACUUGGACAGCAAACGGAAGUCUGCUGGGAUGGCAGCUCCUGGACGUGGGGUGCUCGGUGCUUGGCAGCAAGCACUGUAUUCUCAUCUCUGUGAGCCCCUUGGAGUGUUGGGAUAAAUCAAGUCUGAGGCAGUGAGCAGUGGGUACACACACACACCGUGUGCUCUGUGAAUGCCAGCUCUCUUGAAUUUGGAUACUGGUAAUUUUUUAUAGAGUGUAAACCAAGUUUUAUAUUCUAUAAUGCAAACAGGUACCUGUCUGUUUCUAAAUAAAACUGUUUACAUUCA